This is a messenger RNA of Phaethon lepturus (White-tailed tropicbird), 562 nucleotides long. Its product is annotated as RING finger and transmembrane domain-containing protein 2-like. The record is from RefSeq and is a predicted model, not a curated record. Gene Ontology annotation, molecular function: ubiquitin protein ligase activity. Gene Ontology annotation, biological process: positive regulation of ERAD pathway. The annotation marks the transcript as partial. Lineage: Eukaryota; Metazoa; Chordata; Aves; Phaethontiformes; Phaethontidae. The transcript is spliced from 2 exons.
AUGUUCAGCGUGUUGUGUUUUAAGGUUUUGAGGAAAAUGCAGAGACGGCAUAGCAGCAACACUGACAACCUUCCUCCUGAAAGAAACCGGAGCCAAACAGUCAGUUCUGAAACGAGCGUGGAUGAAAGUGGAGUUUUUGAAAGUCUGAAGGCUGAAGCUUCCUCACCACAACAGCUGUUCUCAGGCCUGGCAGGUAUCCCAUCGGGCACCAUCACAGCCACACCGUUCCAGUCAGGUUUGGUUCUGGGCUCUUCAGCAGGAGGUGGGGAAGUAUUCAUUCAGAUGCCAGCCCCAAGGGAGGAAGGGACCAGUCGUACAGAAGGAGCCCCAUUUCACCACCGGCAAUCGUCCCAUCAUUUCCACCACGGCCAUCACCGGGGUUCAUCUCUACUGCACAUGGCAGGAGGGGACCGCCAUGGGCAUGCUGAGGAAGGCAGUGAUGAACAGGCUGGGACUCCAGCCCCAGCUCUUUCAGAGUUAAAAGCUGUGAUUGGUUGGCUGCAGAAAGGACUUCCCUUCAUCUUGAUCCUCCUGGCUAAAGUUUGUUUCCAGCAUAAGCUUG